UUCGAAUGGUGCCUAACAGUUACAUUUCCUUUGUAGGUGCUCUUCCUCGGUGCGAGCUGUCAACCGAGGACUUUGACACCAUCUGUGUCAUUUAUCAGCUACCUCAAAAGAAGAGGUCUUACCAUAGGCUGAUCCGAAAGAACAUCCACUUCAUUACUCACGAUCUGAUGGCAUCCCAAGACAACUUUAACAAGAAGAUGUUGGUGGGCCCCGACUUCAAGACCAUCCAGAAGAUGAUGGCAGAGGCACGGGCGUUGAAGGCCUCUUCCUCCUCGUACAAAAAGCAGACGGAGGAUUUGGUGGAAGCCAGCAAAAGGCUUCAGCCUCCGACGGAGGAGGAGGUACCGGAGGACCCGGAGGCUGACCUUCGAAGGAAGGGCAAGAAGAGUGCCACCCCUCCAAAACGUCCAACUGUGGCGAGGCCACCCCCAGCUCUGAGGCAGACCACAAUUCCCACCGGGGUGGCCAUUCCGGAGAAAAGGCUUGCCCCAACUGAGCUUGCCACUGCCCCGGCCACAACCUCCCUCACUGCAGUGCCAAUUGAUCAAGUGCCGGGGCAGCAGAAGAGAAAGAGGCCCCGUCCCUCUAAGGAGGUCGACUUUUUGGGCACCAACCCUGAAGAGCCCGUAAGGGAAGUGUUGGAGGCUCUUCCUCCAAAAACGGCUAUGGUAGCGGUGGUCCACAAUAAAUACUGGACAGAGGAGUGGAGGGACCACACCGCCUCCUGCACGGCUGAGGAUUUGGUGGCCGCGAACAGCGCCUGCGUGGCUCAGGCUCUGAGUACAAGCAUCCAGCUUGAGGGCUUGGUGAAGGAUCUGAACUCUAAGAGGGAGGACCUUGCCAAGCGCCUCGAAGAGGCGAUGCAUUAUGGGGAUACCGUGCGAGCGGCCCAGGCCAAAGCCAUGCAGGCGGAGGAGGCGAAGAAGAAGGCUGAGGCCCAGCUAACUGUCGCCAAAGCAGAGGUAGAACGACUGAAGAAGGAGUUGUACGAGGUGGAGUGCCAAGUGGCUGCUGUGACUCAACGGCUUGAUCACGCCAAUGAGUACCACAAGCUCGCCACCGAGGCUCUGGAGGCCUCCAACAAAGAGAAGGCAGAGGCUCAGUAGAUUGCCUCUUUGAAUGAGGAGUUGAAGUCUGCGGGGGAGGUGGCAGUCUAGAACUUCAUAGAUCACUUUGAAGACCAUCCCCUGUAUGACGACUUCGCCAACUUCUAGGCCUCAUGGAGUGCCCAAAGCUUAUUGGGUCGACUGGAGGAGGUGCACCCCACUCUGGACAUCUCUUCAUUGGAGGCAGAGUUCUGGGGGCCAACUAGAGGUCGGCCUGAUAGGCUCGUCAAGGGGGCUCCGGAGGCCCAGGAGGCUGCCAAUGUAGAAGUCCCUCCAGCGGAGUAGGGUUACUUUUUGUAAUGGCUUCGACCUCCUUGUACUUAAACUUAUUCAAUGAAAUGAAAUUUUUGCUAAGUAUUUAGGCUUCUGCUUUUUUGUAUUUUCUAUCUGUUUAUACUUCUAUGAAUGAUAAACGUCAGACUAAUUGCCUCGGGACAAUAACUAGUUAAUAACUGUCGAUCGGACCACUCAAAUUAUAUUAAGUUUAGACACUUAAGUGAGUAUGAAGAGACUCUUAAUGCCAACCUGUUAAUAAUCUGAGAUCGGACCACUUAAGCAAACAUGAAGAGCCUCUUAACGUUAAUCAGCUAAUAAUUGACAAUCGGAUUGCUUAAAUGAACCUUCUGAAAGACUGAGGAAACUAUUUACUAACUGAUGUGGCUCGGAACCGAAGAUUCAUUACAUAGAUAAAUUACAUCACCCUUUACAAAAGCAAUUCCAGCACUUAGGAAAUUUUACGACUGAGAUCAAAUUAGAACAAUCGAUUCAUUAUAACAUACUGAGAUCGGAUCAGAACAAAGUCUCAUUAUUUAUAGUACUUCCUCAAGUGUUCGAUGUUCCACUAAUGAGGCAGUGCCUUUCCUGACAUAUUUUCGAUUUCGAAGGUACCAAGUCGGGAUUCCCAGCGGAUGCGGUAAGGGCCUUCCCAGUUUAGGCCAAACACUCCUGACCCGAUUGGUUUUGAAGAUUGGAAAACUCUUCUGAGGACGACGUCGCCCAAGCAAAGAGUUCUAUUUCUGACCUUGGAGUUGUAAUAGCAGGUUAUCUUUCGAUGAUAUUUUGCCAAGAUCACUUGGGAGGUAUCUCUCUUUUUCUUAAAGAGGUGUAGUUCGCUUAUUCGAGCCUCGUCGUUGCUGAUCUUAUUAAAGUGUAUCCGUUGAUAUGAUGGGACCUCAACCUCGACCGGACUCAUGGCCUCGGCUCCGUAGGUCAUCGAAAAUGGGGUUUCACCGGUUGCAGUCCAGUAAGAAGUCCUGAUAGCCCAGAGGAUGUGGGGGAGUUCGUCAACCCAGGCCCCCUUUGAGGUAUCAAGUUUUCUUUUCAGGGUGUGUUUGAUAGUCUUGUUCACUGCUUCAACUUGCCCAUUUGCUUGGGGAUGA
This is a messenger RNA of Olea europaea var. sylvestris, 2485 nucleotides long. Its product is annotated as protein piccolo-like. The record is from RefSeq and is a predicted model, not a curated record. The transcript has 2 exons. Lineage: Eukaryota; Viridiplantae; Streptophyta; Magnoliopsida; Lamiales; Oleaceae. Bases 6 to 1106 code for a protein of 366 amino acids.